Molecule: messenger RNA, 894 nt
Organism: Lottia gigantea (owl limpet)
Lineage: Eukaryota; Metazoa; Mollusca; Gastropoda; Lottiidae
Exons: 2
Coding region: 1-894 (297 amino acids)
Source: RefSeq, a predicted model, not a curated record
AUGCGUGGAUACUGGUGGUCACUGACAUCCAGACUUCUCUUGUCUUUGACGCACCUUCGUCGUAGCUGUUUGGACUGGAUGACAGAGGCUUGGAAGCUAGUUAGUAUCUUUUGUUUGGCAUUAGAAUCGGAUGAGUGGCAAGCCAAGAAAAUGAAUACCCUGUCGAUCGUUUGUUUUGCUGUAGCAGUUUCAUCUGCUUUGGGACAGUUUGGUCUCGGCGGUUAUAGUCCAUUACUUAGUGCUUUGGGCGGAGGUGACGUCCAUCACGUUGUCCACCAUCACGUCAGUGACGACGAUCAUCACGGAAGUUACGACGAUCACCAUCACGAUUACCAUCACAACAACAACCGUCAGACGUAUGCCGAUUACUACAACGGAAACGACAAUUACGACGGUUUGAAUUACAACAACAACUACAAUAACAACGGUGGUACUGGUACCAACAAUAACGGUUUUUACACCAACGGUAACACAAACGGACAGUACAACAACUAUGACCAUUACUCGUACGAAGACAACUACAACCAUCGUGAUUACAACGAUCAUCACGAUCAUCACGAUGACGAUUACCAUCAUCACGAAGACGACACUAACAACAACUUGGCAGCUCUUCUAUUACUUCAUACCUUAGCUAGACCACAACCAGUAGUUGCUGCUGUUCCGACACCGGUUGCUGCCCCGGUCACUCACACCGUCGCCGCUGCACCUACAGUCCACACUACCACUCAUACUUACGCCGCACCAGUUACAUCAGUCGCCCCAAUGACCACUGGUCUUGGGCUUGGUGGAGGACUCAAUGGUUUUGGUGGAUUCGGAGGCUUCGGAAGCUCUCUCGGUGGUUUGGAAUCCGGAUGGGGAAAUCUUGGUAGUAUGGGUGGCUAUUUCAAGAAAUAA